Suillus plorans is the source of this 4182-nucleotide messenger RNA. Its product is annotated as ABC-2 type transporter-domain-containing protein. The coding region runs from base 1 to 4182 and encodes 1393 amino acids. The transcript has 19 exons. Gene Ontology annotation, cellular component: membrane. Gene Ontology annotation, biological process: transmembrane transport. Gene Ontology annotation, molecular function: ABC-type transporter activity; ATP binding; ATP hydrolysis activity. NCBI's taxonomy places the organism in Eukaryota, Fungi, Basidiomycota, Agaricomycetes, Boletales, Suillaceae. The record is from RefSeq and is a predicted model, not a curated record.
AUGAAACGGCAAGUGUCUCGUGGUGAUUUGCAUAAAUUAUCUGAUUCGACAGUAUGUUAUUUCCCUGUCAGCCGUCAAGAUGAAGGAAUCAAGGACCGCCAACUUGGUGUUAUUUUUAAAGAAUUGCGUGUCGUUGGUGCACGUUCCCGUACUUCGCUCCAGCCCACUGUCGGCUCACCUUUCUAUCCUUCAACGUUUCUGCGUAAGAUAAGGGAAAUUCGACACCCCUCCAUCAGAGACAUCUUAUCCGGGUUCGAGGGCGUGGUCACUCCUGGCGAAAUGCUUUUGGUUCUUGGCCGUCCCGGCUCCGGGUGUUCGACCUUUCUCAAGACAAUCGCUAACCAAUGUGGGGAGUAUCAUGCUGUCGAGGGUCAAGUUUUCUAUGAUGCAUUCACCCCAAAGGAGAUUCAUGACUCCUUUCGUGGCGAUGUCACUUACUGCCCGGAAGAUGAUACCCACUUCCCGACCCUGACUGUCAACCAAACGCUCUCUUUCGCUGUUAGCAAUCGUACUCCCGCAACAUGUCUUCUCGGCCAGACGCGCAAAGAUCAUGUCGAGGAUACUACCACGAUGCUAAUGAAAGUCCUUGGCCUCUACGGCUCGAAAAACACUUUGGUCGGUAAUGCUCAGAUUCAAGGUAUUUCUGGUGGCGAGAGAAAGCGAGUUUCUAUCGCAGAAAUAUUAGGCUCUGUAAGCCCGCUUGGUACAUGGGACAAUUCCACUCGUGGACUAGACUCCUCGACUGCCCUUGAUUUUGUUCGCACGUUGCGUUUCAUCACAGAUGUCAGACGCACAACGACAAUUCUCUCUCUCUACCAGGCAGGCGAGCAAAUAUAUGAAUUGUUUGACAAGGUCUGUAUUAUUGAUGAAGGAAAGAUGGCCUAUUUCGGUUCGGCAAAGUCGGCCAAAGGUUAUUUCAUCGAUAUGGGUUUCGAACCACAAAACAGGCAGACCACCCCCGAUUUUCUGGUUGCAGUCACGGACGCAAACGGGAGGCAAAUUCGUCCUGGAUAUGAGAACACUGUCCCGCGGACAUCAGCGGAGCUUGCUAGCCGUUUCAUGGCUUCCGACCUCGGACAUCAGAAUCGGAAAGCGAUCGAACAGCGCCGAGAGCAAUGUGUUGGUAAUCACGAACACAAGCAAGCCUAUCUUUCUAGCGUGACCACUGAAGGUGCCACCACAACUUCUGCGUAUAUUACUUCUAUUCCCUAUCAAAUCAAAACGGUCAUGAAGCGCCACCUGCAAGUUAUUAUUGGUAAUAAGUUCCAGCUCUUCGUUCAACUGACCUCCCAGGUCUUCCAAGCGAUAUUUACGGGCACCGUCUUCCUGAACGUACCAAACGACACCUCCGCCUAUUUUUCUCGUGGAAGUAUCCUGUUCUUCUCCCUGUUAUUUAGUGCCAUUACAGCGGUUGCGGAAGUCCCUGCACUUUUUCUACAGCGUCCUAUCGUGCUUCGUCACCAGAAAGCUGCGUUACAUUACCCUUUUAUUCAGAGCCUGGCGCAUACUAUCGUUGAUAUUCCGAUCACUUUGGUCAUUCAACUAGUUUUCGCUGUAAUUGUUUACCUCCUGGUUGGGUUGCAACGUUCUGCCGCACAAUUUUUCAUUUUUUACUUUUUCAUCUUCUUAACAUCGCAAACCAUGAAGUCAUUGUUCAGAGCUAUUGCUGCAAGUUCCAAAACUCGUCUGAGUGCAAUAGCUGUUAGCGGUGUCUUCGUUCUUUUGAUAUCGCUCUCUGGCGGGUACACAAUUCCUUGGCCAACUGCUCCAAAGGGCAUACGGUGGAUCAUGUGGUUGAACCCAGUGUGGUGGGGUUUUGGUUCACUUCUUGUCAACGAGUUCCACACGCUCCACGGAGUUUGCUCCACUCUUGUUCCUCAGGGUUCUGGCUAUGAGAACAUUUCACUUGUAAAUCAGGUUUGUACAACAGUCGGAUCGCAGCCCGGGAAUCUUCUCGUUGAUGGCAACAUCUAUGUUGGAUUGACGUUUAACUUUUGGUAUGGUCAUCUCUGGAGGAAUUUCGGUGUCAUUUGUGCUUUCUACCUUGGGUUCUUGGCAAUUCUUCUGGUUGCCACAGAAUACAAUACUUCCUCCGAUUUCGACGGCGCUGUCGUUCUCUUCAAGCAUGGCUCUGAUGCUAUUGAUGGAAAUGCCAAAGCACUUCACGAGGAAGAAGGAGAUAUAGAGUUUCGCUCUGGAUAUCAGCCCAAGGCGGCUGAUCCCUUGACUUUCGACAGUCCCGACGGGAACAUCGUGGUUCCGAAUUACUUCACGUGGCAUCACCUGCAGUGUGAAGUCCCUAUUGAGGGAGGUAUGAAACGCCUUCUUGAUGAUGUCACAGGCUUUGUUGCCCCUGGGAAACUUACUGCUUUGAUGGGUGGAUCUGGUGUUGGAAAGACCACACUUUUAAACGUUCUUGCACAACGCAUUGGUGCUGGUGUGGUGAGUGGUGACCGGUUUGUUAACGGAGAGCCGCUCCCCAUAGACUUCGAAGCUCAGAUGCAAGUUGGUUACUGCCAACAACUCGAUACUCACCUUCCCAAUGCAACUGUUCGUGAAGCGCUCCUUUUCUCUGCUAAUCUUCGCCAGCCACAAUCAGUCCCUCAUGCUGAGAAGGAGGCAUACGUCGGCAAGUGCCUUCAGAUGUGUGGCCUUGAGGCGUACGCCGAUGCUAUUGUUGGCUCUCUUGGGGUUGAGCAUCGGAAACGCACUACUAUCGCAGUGGAACUCGCUGCUAAGCCCAAACUGCUACUCUUCUUGGAUGAGCCCACGUCUGGUCUUGACUCGCAAUCUGCCUGGGCUAUCGUGCAGUUCCUUCGUGAACUCGCUGGUCAUGGCCAGGCCAUUCUCUGCACGAUCCAUCAACCUUCAGCGGAGCUCUUCCAGGUCUUCGACAGAUUGUUGCUCCUUUACAAGGGUGGACGAACCGUCUACUUUGGCGACAUUGGCGAGAACUCGUCAGUCAUGCUGAACUACUUUGAGUCUAAUGGUGCUCCACGCGGUGGCCCUGACGCCAACCCGGCGGAAUAUAUGCUCGAUGUGAUAGGUGCUGGAGCAACUGUCUCCACUACUGAUUGGUGCGAUGUCUGGAAACGCUCAUCAGAAGCGGUACAGCUCCAAGUUCAGAUCGAGAGGAUGCAUGAACAUGGCCGUACUCGCCCACGACAGCUUAGCGUCCGGAAAUCUGUCUUUGCCACCUCAUGGUGGCACCAGUUCGUUGCCCUCACACAACGGAACUUCCGAGCAUACUGGCGCACUCCUACCUACAUCCGCGCCAAGUUUCUGCUUAACAUUGCUGGUGGUCUUCUUAUGGGCUUUACAUUCUUCCAGGCAAAUGACUCUUUACAGGGUACCCAAAACAAGUUGUUCUCGAUCUUCAUGGGUCUUGUGCUUUGUGUUUCCCUCGGCCAUCAGCUCAUGGCCGUCUACAUUGACAUCCGCAUCGUGUACGAAAUCCGUGAACGUUCCAGUAGAAUGUAUCACUGGACUGCUCUCGUCAUGUCACAGCUUGUUGUUGAACUUCCUUGGAACAUUACAAGUGCGGCGAUGUUCUUUUUCUGCUGGUACUGGACCGUUGGAUACCCCACAGAACGAGCAGGCUACACGUUCCUCAUGAUCUCUGUCGCCUUUCCGUUGUACUAUACCACGCUUGGACAUGCCAUCGCGUCGAUGGCGCCAACCGCUCCGAUUGCAUCUCUGUACCUCGUAACUCUUUUUAUAUUCCUUCUAAUUUUUGAUGGCGUAAUGCAGCCAUUCAUCGAGCUUAACUGGUGGAAAUGGACGUACAGGGUCUCUCCUUUCGCAUAUAUCAUCGAGGGUCUACUUGGUCAAGCUAUUGGCGGGGAAGCUAUUACCUGCUCUUACACAGAACUAGUCCGUGUCAACCCCCCGGAUGAAUUAACGUGCGGCAAGUACAUGGGGCCCUUCAUGGAAUUAGCGGGCGGCUACCUCACGAACCCCGAAGCUGCAGAAGGCUGUCAGUACUGUCCAUACAAGACUGCUGACCAGUACAUGUACUCGAGGUUCAACAUCAAAGACAGUGAUCAUUGGCGCAACCUGGGCAUCGUCUUCGGAUUCGUCACAUUCAAUAUUAUUGCUGUUUUCUGGUUCACAUAUUUUAUGCGCAUUCGAACUGUCGGCGUGUUUACUUCUCUUAGACAAAAGUUAACUCGCGGCACGUAG